UUCUGGGUUAAUAUGUUGUGGUGAUUUUUCUUUUCCUCUAUAACAUUUUCUUGAUGAUGCAAAACUGGAUAAUAAUGCCUCACAGAAUCAAGAAGUGUAACGUGUGAACGAAUCGUCUUGGACCUAGAUUAUGAGCACUGGUUGUUUUGAAAGGGAUGUGCAGGAGGCAGCCUUGGCAAGAAAACUUGCUGCACAAUCUUACAUGGGCUAAUGAUGAAACUUUAAAUCGGCAAAUCAACCUAGAGUGGAACUUGGUAGAAGAUGUUACAACAGUUUUAUCUCUGGAAAUGGUUAGCUUCAGGGAUUAUCCUUGGCUCUCUCUUCCCAAUCUGCUUUGGCCAAUAUGAGGAUGACUGGCAAUAUGAGGAUUGCAAACUAGCUAGGGGAGGACCACCAGCUACCAUAGUUGCUAUUGAUGAAGAGAGUCGGAAUGGUACGAUUCUGGUGGAUAACUUGCUGAUCAAAGGGACUGCUGGAGGACCAAACCCCACCAUAGAACUCACUUUAAAAGACAAUGUGGAUUACUGGGUGAUGUUGGAUCCUGUUAAACAAAUGCUAUUCCUGAACAGCACCGGCAGAGUUCUGGAUAGAGAUCCACCCAUGAACAUACAUUCCAUCGUGGUAAAAGUCCAGUGUGUCAACAAAAAAGUGGGCACUGUUAUCUACCAUGAAGUUCGAAUCUUGGUGAGAGACAGAAAUGACAACUCCCCCACGUUCAAGCACGAAAGCUACUAUGCAACCGUUAAUGAGCUCACUCCAGUUGGCACCACGAUAUUUACAGGAUUUGCAGGAGACAAUGGAGCUACAGACAUAGACGAUGGCCCAAAUGGACAGAUAGAAUAUGCUAUUCAAUAUAAUCCAGAAGAUCCGACAUCCAACGACACCUUUGAAAUACCCCUCAUGUUGACUGGAGACGUAGUGUUAAGGAAGAGGCUCAACUAUGAAGUUAAGACUCAAUACUUUGUCAUCAUCCAAGCUAAUGAUCGUGCACAAAAUCUAAAUGAACGGCGAACCACAACUACCACCCUCACAGUAGAUGUUCUGGAUGGAGAUGACUUGGGUCCAAUGUUUCUUCCUUGUGUCCUUGUACCAAACACUCGUGAUUGUCGUCCAAUCACCUAUAAAGCUGCCAUACCUGAGUUGCAUACUCCGGAAGAACUGAACCCCAUCAUUGUUACCCCACCGAUUGAAGCUGUUGAUCAGGACCGGAAUAUUCAGCCACCGUCAGAUAGGCCAGGCAUCCUCUAUUCCAUCCUUGUUGGGACUCCUGAGGAUUACCCAAGAUUCUUCCAUAUGCACCCUAGGACUGCAGAACUCAGUCUCCUGGAGCCAGUAAACAGAGACUUUUACCAGAAAUUUGAUUUGGUUAUUAAGGCUGAACAGGACAAUGGUCAUCCUCUUCCAGCUUUUGCCAGCCUACAUAUUGAAAUUCUGGAUGUAAACAAUCAGAGCCCAUAUUUCACAAUGCCCAGUUAUCAAGGCUAUAUCCUGGAAUCUGCCCCAGUGGGAUCAACUAUUUCUGACAGUGUAAAUUUGACCAGUCCUCUAAGAAUUGUGGUUCUGGACAAGGAUGUAGAAGAUGUUCCACCUGAUGGAAUUCCUACAAAAGAUCCAGAGCUUUACCUUUACCUGAAUGAUUAUGCAUCAGUCUUCACUGUCACACCGACGGGUAUCACUCGCUAUCUCACCUUACUUCAACCUGUGGACAGGGAAGAGCAACAAACUUACAUUUUUACGAUUACGGCCUUUGAUGGUGUGCAAGAAAGCGAGCCAGUUUUUGUCAAUAUUCGGAUAAUGGAUGCAAAUGAUAACACUCCAACCUUCCCUGAAGUGUCCUAUGAUGUCUUCGUUUAUACAGAUAUGAGCCCUGGAGACAGUGUCAUACAGCUCACUGCAUUCGACGCAGACGAAGGGUCAAAUGGGGAGAUCUCAUAUGAAAUCCUGAUUGGGGAUAAGGGAGACUUCAUCAUCAAUAAAACGACAGGACUUAUCACCAUCGCUCCAGGGGUGGAAUUGAUAGUCGGGCGGACCUACGCGCUCACGGUCCAAGCAGCGGAUAAUGCGCCUCCUGCAGAGAGAAGGCACUCCAUCUGCACUGUGUACAUUGAAGUGCUUCCUCCAAAUAAUCAAAGCCCUCCCCGCUUCCCACAGAUGAUGUACAAUCUUGAAGUCAGUGAAGCCAUGAGAGUUGGUGCUGUUUUAUUAAAUCUACAGGCAACUGAUCGAGAGGGAGACCCAAUAACAUAUGCCAUUGAGAAAGGAGAUCCUCAGCGAGUUUUUAAUCUUUCUGAAACUACUGGGAUUCUAACCUUAGGGAAAGCACUGGACAGGGAAAGCACCGAUCGCUACAUUCUGAUUGUCACUGCAACUGAUGGCAGGCCAGAUGGGACCUCCACCGCCACAGUAAAUGUGGUGGUGUCAGAUGUCAAUGACAAUGCUCCAAUGUUUGAUCCCUAUCUGCCGAGAAAUGUGUCUGUGGUGGAAGAAGAAGCCAAUGCUUUUGUCUGUCAAGUAACGGCAACUGACCCUGAUGCUGGAAUAAAUGGCCAAGUGUACUACAGCUUGGGUAACUUCAAUAAUCUUUUCCGCAUCACAUCCAAUGGGAGCAUUUACACAAAAGUGAAGCUUAACAGGGAAGUUCGGGACUACUAUGAACUUGUCGUUGUGGCAACUGAUGGAGCGGUACACCCUCGUCAUUCAACUCUAACUUUGGCCAUCAGGGUUUUGGAUAUUGAUGAUAACAGUCCUGUGUUCACCAAUUCAACAUAUACUGUUGUCGUUGAAGAGAAUCUGCCACCUGGGACCACUUUCCUUCGAGUAGAGGCCACAGAUGCUGACCUUGGAGCAAAUGUGUCAUAUCGGAUAAGAAGCCCAGAAGUGAAGCACCUUUUUGCACUUCAUCCAUUUACUGGAGUACUUUCCCUUUUAAGGAGUUUGGACUAUGAGUCAUUUCCAGACCAGGAAGCAACUAUCACUUUUCUAGUGGAGGCCUUUGAUAUUUAUGGCACAAUGCCACCUGGUAUCGCGACAGUCACAGUGAUAGUAAAGGAUAUGAAUGACUAUCCUCCAGUAUUUAGUAAACGGAUCUACAAAGGGAUAGUGGCGCCAGAUGCUGCCAAGGGUACACCUAUCACAACUGUUUAUGCUGAAGACGCAGACCCUCCUGGAUUACCUGCAAGUCGUGUGAGGUAUAGAGUAGAUGAUGUUCAGUCUCCUUAUCCUGCCACUAUUUUUGAUGUAGAAGAAGAUUCUGGAACAGUAAUAACUAGAGUCAAUCUUAAUGAAGAACCUACGACAAUUUUUAAGUUGGUGGUUAUUGCUUUUGAUGAUGGUGAGCCUGUGAUGUCCAGCAGUGCUGUGGUGAAAAUCCUUGUCUUACAUCCUGGAGAAAUCCCACGCUUCACACAAGAGGAAUAUAGACCUCCUCCAGUAAGUGAACUUGCAACCAGAGGGACUACAGUUGGUGUAAUUUCCGCUGCGGCUGUCAAUCAGAGUAUUGUGUACUCCAUUGUUUCAGGAAAUGAAGAGGAUCAUUUUGGUAUUAAUAACAUCACGGGUGUUAUUUAUGUGAACGCCCCUCUGGAUUAUGAAACAAAGACAAGCUAUGUACUCCGAGUCCAAGCUGAUUCCCUGGAAGUGGUCCUCGCCAACCUCCGAGUUCCUUCGAAAAGUAAUACAGCAAAAGUGUAUAUUGAGAUUCAGGAUGAAAAUGAUCAUCCCCCAGUGUUUCAGAAAAAAUUCUACAUUGGCGGUGUAUCUGAAGAUGCAAGAAUGUUUACUUCUGUGCUAAGAGUUAAGGCUACUGAUAAAGAUACUGGCAAUUAUAGUGCCAUGGCAUACAGACUCAUAAUACCACCAAUUAAAGAUGAAAAAGAAGGAUUUGUGGUGGAAACAUAUACAGGGCUUAUCAAAACUGCUAUGCUCUUCCAUAAUAUGAGGAGGUUCUACUUCAAGUUUCAAGUCAUCGCAACUGACGACUAUGGGAAGGGGCUAAGUGGCAAAGCAGAUGUACUUGUCUCGGUGGUCAAUCAGCUGGAUAUGCAAGUCAUUGUUUCCAACGUGCCCCCCACUCUGGUGGAAAAAAAGAUAGAGGAUCUCACAGAGAUUUUGGAUCGGUAUGUUCAGGAGCAAAUUCCUGGUGCCAAAGUUGUUGUGGAGUCCAUUGGUGCUCGCCGGCAUGGGGAUGCCUUUUCUCUAGAAGACUACAGUAAAUGUGACUUGACUGUCUAUGCAAUUGACCCCCAAACGAACAGAGCCAUCGACAGAAAUGAGCUUUUUAAAUUUUUGGAUGGCAAACUGCUCGAUAUCAAUAAAGACUUUCAGCCAUAUUAUGGGGAAGGAGGACGCAUCCUGGAGAUACGGACUCCACAGGCAGUGACCAGCAUUAAAAAGCGAGGAGAAACUCUUGGCUACACAGAAGGUGCCUUGCUGGCUCUGGCCUUCAUCAUCAUCCUCUGUUGUAUUCCUGCCGUUUUGGUGGUUUUGGUCAGCUACAGACAGUUUAAAGUACGCCAAGCUGAGUGCACCAAGACAGCACGGCUCCAAGCCGCAGAGGCGAUGAUGGCUGCGGCCAAACCAGCAGCACCUGCCGCAGCACCAGUGGCCGCACCCCCGGCACCCCCACCGCCCCCGCCGCCCCCGGGUGCUCAUCUCUAUGAGGAAGUUGGGGACAGCACAACGCAUAAGUACGAAAUGCCUCAAUAUGGAAGUCGCCGUCGCUUGUUACCACCUGCUGAAGAAUAUGGUGAGGUGGUUGCUGAAGCUGAGGAGGGAAUUGAGGAGGAAGAGGAAAAGGCAAAGAAAGUUAGAGAGCCUAGUGAGGAGCAAGAAGUAGUUGUCAUUAUUGAAAAGCCACCAGCAGCUGAACCUACAUACACAACAUGGAAGAGGGCCAGGAUAUUCCCAAUGAUAUUUAAGAAAGUUAGAAGACUAGCUGAUAGAAGAGGCAUCAUUGACCUUGAGGGUGAAGAAUGGCAGAGACGCCUUGAGGAAGAAGAUAAAGACUAUUUGAAACUAACUCUGGAACCAGAGGAAGCUUCAGAAAGCACUGUGGAAUCAGAGGAGGAAUCAUCAAGUGACUACACUGAGUACACUGAAACCGAAUCUGAGUUCAGUGAGUCUGAGACGACAGAAGAGUCUGAGUCAGAGACACCUUCUGAGGAGGUGGAAAGUUCUACCCCAGAAUCAGAAUCAGAAUCCACAGAAUCAGAAGGAGAAAAGGCAAGGAAAAACAUUUUUCUUGCAAGAAGAAGGCCCGUUGUUGAAGAGGAAGUCCAACCUAAAAAAAAGGGACCACGUGAAGAACCAGAAGAACUGAAGGGGGAAGAAGAGCACCCAGAAGGAGAGGAAAGUGAGCUGGCCCCGAUGGAAGAAUCAACAGACCUUGAAGCUCAAGAAAUCACUGAGGAGGGCAGCAUAGAAUCAGCUUCUGUGGAAAGAGGUGUGGAAAGUGAGGAAGAAUCAGAAUCAACCAGUACUAGCGAAAGUCAGUCUGGAGGUCCAUGGGGCUUUCAGGUGCCAGAACAAGACACAAGCAGGGAUGCAAACCAAACGAAGCCUCCAGGAGCAGACUCUGAAGGUUACAACACAGCACUUUAA
Rhinolophus ferrumequinum (greater horseshoe bat) is the source of this 5598-nucleotide messenger RNA. RefSeq names its product protocadherin related 15 (gene PCDH15). The transcript has 37 exons. Gene Ontology annotation, cellular component: plasma membrane; stereocilium. Gene Ontology annotation, molecular function: calcium ion binding. The record is from RefSeq and is a predicted model, not a curated record. NCBI's taxonomy places the organism in Eukaryota, Metazoa, Chordata, Mammalia, Chiroptera, Rhinolophidae. Gene Ontology annotation, biological process: inner ear development; sensory perception of sound; homophilic cell-cell adhesion. Bases 262 to 5598 code for a protein of 1778 amino acids.